Messenger RNA from Alnus glutinosa, 855 nucleotides. RefSeq lists its product as uncharacterized. The coding region runs from base 303 to 647 and encodes 114 amino acids. The transcript is spliced from 2 exons. Gene Ontology annotation, molecular function: 5S rRNA binding; structural constituent of ribosome. Gene Ontology annotation, biological process: translation. The record is from RefSeq and is a predicted model, not a curated record. Lineage: Eukaryota; Viridiplantae; Streptophyta; Magnoliopsida; Fagales; Betulaceae. Gene Ontology annotation, cellular component: ribosome.
GUACAACCAAGCAGCACCCUUCUUCCCCAAUUAAACACAAUCGAAGCAUCCCGGUAUCGAAGUACAGCACAAGUAUCGCAGCCUCCACACCCAAGGCUGCCUCCCGCUGCCGCACACUACCGCUACCAGAACGGCGCUACUGGAGAACACGCCGUCAGCCCACCACCAACUUCCGUCCCCGCGCUCAGCCCAGGGACACUGAGGCUCCGACGUUGCAGCACCGCGCAACCCACCGUAACAGCAAUCAGAAACACCCACACUCGGCGGAGAUCAACCCAGCUUUCGCAUAACUUCUGCACAGAAUGGUUAUUCCUCCACCUGUUAGGCCUCUAAGAAUUACAAAAUAUCUUAAGCCUUAUGUCCUGAAGAUGCACUUCACAAACAAGUUUGUGAGUGCCCAGGUGAUACACACACCAACCGCCACUGUUGCCUCUGCUGCAAGCUCACAGGAGAAGGCCUUAAGGCCAAGCAUGGAAUCUACUCGGGAUGUGGCUGCUGCUGCAAAGAUUGGAAAAUUAUUGGGGGAGCGCCUGCUGCUCAAAGAUAUCCCAGGUGUUUCUGUUCACUUGAAGAGAGAACAGAAAUAUCAUGGUAAGGUCAAAGCUGUCGUUGAUUCUUUGAGGGAAGCUGGUGUCAAACUGCUUUAACUUUUCUUUUGCUUUAUAAAGUGAAAUCUAUUGUUGAAUUUGCUUGUAAGUUUAUGGUUUCUAGCAAUUCUAACUCUGUUCUAAGAGGAGUACUUGGGGGAGAUGAAAGGGAAGUGGAUGGUGGCGUUUCUGUUUGAUGCUGCUCAAUGUCAUCGUGAUAAACACGUUUCUGGAAAUUGGGAUUGUUACUGAACUGUGUCAUUUGUCA